AUGAAGUCUGCUUUCACUCUUAGUCUCGCUCUUGUGGCCGUUACCGCAACAAUAUCAGCCGCUGCAGACGACAACUGCUCUUUUGGAUGCCUCGACGUGUAUAAGCCCGUUUGCGGCUCCAACGGCGAGACGUAUUCCAACUCGUGCUACUUACGCCUCGCAUCGUGUAAGAGCAACAACGGAAUUACCGAGGCCGGAGAUGGAGAGUGUGCAUCAACGCCCGCGUCGUCGGCGACACCCUCCCCCGUCACAUCAAGCACCGGCAGCACUAGCGGCACCGUGGGAUGCCCUGACAUGUGUCUUGACGUGUACGACCCUGUGAGCGACGAAAACGGUAAGGAGUACUCGAACCAGUGUUAUAUGGAGAUGGCAAAAUGCAAGGGAACCGGCUAUGACGACAACAAGCGUUCUGGAAACCCUGGCAUUUCUACGCUUGACGCUGAGCGCAAACUGGCGUUCGCGCCCGGCUACCAGGGUCCACCGUGUGGUGACAUGCUGUGCCCUGACAACUAUGCACCUGUGUGCGGCUCCGAUGGAGAGACAUACCCUAACGAAUGCGACUUGGGUAUCACUAGCUGCAACCACCCCGAACAAAACAUUACGAUGGUGGGUGAAGGGACCUUGCCCGUCACAGGAGCAGCAACAGCAACAGCAACAGCAACAGCAGAAGUUGUAACGAGAUGGUAG
Phytophthora infestans T30-4 is the source of this 687-nucleotide messenger RNA. RefSeq names its product protease inhibitor Epi10. The transcript has a single exon. Lineage: Eukaryota; Oomycota; Peronosporomycetes; Peronosporales; Peronosporaceae. Gene Ontology annotation, molecular function: protein binding. The record is from RefSeq and is a predicted model, not a curated record. The coding region runs from base 1 to 687 and encodes 228 amino acids.